UCAUUAUUUUGCAAUAAAUAAAAAUGCAUUCAAUAUAUCUAUAAUUAACUUAAUCUAUAUCUGUUCUUAUAAUAAUUGCCAUUAAAAUUAUUUAAAAUAAAAACAAUAAAAUAAAUUAUUACAAAUAUUUAAGAUAAUUCACGCACUGAAAAAAAGAAGUUUUCAUAUCCUGAAGCUGUCGUUGCAGUGGAAAGAUCGCGAUUGCGAGAUCAGGCGGCUCCUUUGUUUCGCGCACAAAUUUCGGGAGUUCUCACUCUGUCCAAGGAACUCUCGCAAAAUUUCGGAAAUUCCUAUCCUUUCCGCAAACGGAAAUCCGUAGCGAUUCACGAACCAAAGCUAUGCAAGAACGCACGUGAUCUUCGUGAUUGAUCGCGAUCGGUUGCGUGAUUGGUCGCGAUCGCCAAUUCCUACGAAAAAGGAAGAGGAGAGUUUUUACAUGGAUCCGAAACGACAGAAAGUGUCUUCGCGAAACGCGCGAGGAUGCAAACCAAAUGUGCGAUACACGUUGGAUACGAUGCCGCCGGAAGUUCUCGGCAUCAUCCUGAGGAUGCUGUCAUUGCACGACGUCGCUUGCACGGUUCGUCUGAUCUCCAGACGUUACUUCGAUGUCGCCGCAACUAUAUUAAACAGCGAGUUUUUGAUAGCCGGCACGAGGCUGGAGAUCGCGAUGAAACGUACAGAGAGCCUCAUGAACGGCGUGAAGACCGAUGUUGAGUUGCUCGAGUACAGCAGCAUCUUCAACGCGCUGGAACUCAUUCGCUCCCAGUAUCAGAUGCUGAGAGCGGUCACUUGGCGAUAUACGCAUCCAAGAUUGCGCGAUUCACCUACCACGUGCUUCUACGGCGGAAAGGUCCUCGACAAUCUCAACUGCUUGCUGCAGACAAUUCUUGAUCCCGGUCAAGUGCCCACGAACGCCUUCAACUACGUCGAUCUGCAGAUCUUUACGCGCAGCUGCGAAAACUUCAUGGAUCAUUUCGAGAAGAUCACCGAGCGUAGGAUAAACAGAUCCGCUCUAAUCUCGGGUUGCAAGAUCGUCGACGUCCUAGACUGUCUUGGAGAAGGUCGACAACUGUUGAGCUUGAGGACUUCGUCAAGGACAGGAAACCCCAUGGUCAGCAUGCAGCUCAAGUACGUCCUGAGACACGCGUGGUUCACGUGUCUUCGGGUGCCCAACACGAAUAAUGAAUACUGCUGGCGAGACAGGCAGCGUUACAUGUACUUUAGACUACGUCGACUGGUCAGCAGCUUCAACAAGCAUCUGUUCCACAAGCUGCAUUACGAGCGCAAGCUCGUUCUCCGAACGGCAUCAUCGGUGACGUCCCGGAAACCGCCACCGGCUUCUACGUACUCGGGAUAUGGCGAAUACGGCGGCCAGUUCUUCUAUUACGGUAACAUGAGCAAGUAUGCCUACGAGAAUAAAUUCAAGUACGCGAGAUCCGGUAACGCGCAGAACACCGGCGGAGAGCUCCAGGAAGGGACUAACAAGCCGCAUCGCUUCGACCUGGUCAUCGGAGUUCAAUUGAGAUGUUCGCCAGAAUUGGCUCCGCUAUCAAUAAGGACGAGUCUAAAGAUCGACGAUCUGGAGGACCGCCGUCAGAACUCGCGUCAGGAAUUCUAUCUGAAGCUAAGCACGAGGUGCAUAGCUUCCAAAGCUAACAGAUUGCCGAGCGUCUUUACCUGGGAGGUGCGCGGUCCUCGAAUAAAGAACUCGCAGUGUUGUUGAAUCGCGCGUAUAUAUGCACUCUUAUAUACAGGAUAUCUCACAAGAAAUUGCUGAAACUAAUCAGC
Messenger RNA from Nylanderia fulva, 1788 nucleotides. RefSeq lists its product as uncharacterized. Gene Ontology annotation, molecular function: protein binding. NCBI's taxonomy places the organism in Eukaryota, Metazoa, Arthropoda, Insecta, Hymenoptera, Formicidae. The record is from RefSeq and is a predicted model, not a curated record.